Messenger RNA from Arabidopsis thaliana (thale cress), 1162 nucleotides. Its product is annotated as Undecaprenyl pyrophosphate synthetase family protein. The transcript is spliced from 4 exons. The coding region runs from base 122 to 1030 and encodes 302 amino acids. Lineage: Eukaryota; Viridiplantae; Streptophyta; Magnoliopsida; Brassicales; Brassicaceae. Gene Ontology annotation, cellular component: cytoplasm; endoplasmic reticulum membrane. Gene Ontology annotation, molecular function: prenyl diphosphate synthase activity; transferase activity, transferring alkyl or aryl (other than methyl) groups. The record is from RefSeq and is marked reviewed.
AGAAAGUAGGUUCCAUUGAUCAUCAUGUGCGUCUUUGAACCCGAAGCUCUUUAAGUACAUGACGAGCUAGCGCUCCAAUUCGAACAAACACUGAAAAACAAAAGACAAAAACAGAAAAAAUAUGUUGUCUUUAUUCUCUGUUGUUUUUACUUUUCUAGCUCUUUUUCUCAUCCCUGGUCUCUUCAUCUCUCGGCGACUAAAUGUUCCUUUGUCGUUGACAAAUAUCCUCAGAUUCAUCAAAAUCAUAGCUUCUAAAUACGAUGAUGAGGAAGAAAGGAACGAGAAACGUGGUACAAUGGGAGAGAAACAGAAACGAGGGAGAAAUAUAAUGCCAAAGCAUGUGGCGGUUAUAUUGGACGGAAACAGACGUUGGGCUGAAAAACGAGGACUCGGGACAUCGGAAGGCCACGAGGCCGGAGCGAGAAGGCUCAUGGAGAAUGCUAAGGAUUGUUUCGCUAUGGGGACAAACACUAUCUCACUCUUUGCUUUCUCCACCGAAAAUUGGGAAAGACCAGAGGAUGAAGUUAAGUGCUUGAUGGCCUUGUUUGAGAAAUACUUAGCGUCUGAUAUGCCUUACCUCCGAAGUGAUAAGAUCAAGAUCUCGGUUAUCGGGAACCGUACAAAACUCCCCGAGUCGCUUCUAGGUUUGAUAGAAGAGGUAGAGGAAGCUACAAAGAGUUACGAAGGGAAGAAUCUCAUUAUAGCAAUAGACUAUAGUGGAAGAUAUGAUAUCUUACAAGCAUGCAAAAGUCUUGCAAAUAAAGUGAAAGACGGGCUGAUUCAAGUGGAGGACAUUAACGAGAAGGCGAUGGAGAAAGAGUUGUUGACAAAGUGUAGCGAAUUCCCAAACCCUGACCUGUUGAUCAGAACAAGCGGAGAGCAAAGGAUCAGUAACUUCUUUUUAUGGCAAUCUGCUUACACUGAGCUUUACUUUCCAACUGUUUUGUGGCCUGAUUUUGGCGAAGCUGAGUAUCUUGAGGCCUUGACUUGGUAUCAGCAAAGGCAGAGGCGAUUCGGUCGACGAGUUUAAAACUUAGAAUUUGCAUGUCUCAUAGUUGAUGCAAUAGUACGUAGUGAUACGGUUGUUUAAUUUCAUGAGACCUAAAUUGUUGUCUUUGUUUUAAAAAUGCUAUUUAUUUACUUUCAAUAAAUUCACUAUAGA